AUGAGCCACCUGCAGCGCGAGUGGACACGGGCCAUGAUUCCGCCGGGCCACCAUUUCCUUCCGACCGAUGCCCAGCUCAUCGAAUUCUACCUUCUCCAUUGGUCAAAGGGCCUCCCUCUUCCGGUCAACGACCUCAUACUCGAGGCCGACAUCUACGGGCCCCACGCUGACCCCCGCCUCGUUUUCCCCGAAACCACCGACCCCCGUUGGGACUUUGUCUCCGAAAAACCCUCCCCAGACGGGACAAUAAUUUAUGUCACGCGCGUGGCUUACGCGCUCACCAAGCUGUCCAAAAUCAACCGCGCCAAAACCCGCAUCAAAAGGCGGGCCGGGCCCGGCGCGUGGAACGGCCAGACGCGCGGUCGGGAGAUACACAACGAACAACAGCUGCUGAUCGGGCUCAUGAAGAUGUUCACGUACGAGCCCGAUUGUCAGGAAAGACGAGAAGAAGAUCAUUGGAUCAUGCACGAGUACUCGUUGGCUGGGCCGUGUUUGGAUGACGAGCGGGUGAAGCAGACGGAGUACGUGAUCUGUAAGAUCACUCGGGUAUCCAAGGAAAUGAAGAAUAUUAAUAAUCGAGAUAAUCAGAUAGAGAAAAGGGGAUUUAACGGCGUUUGCCACAAGAAGCCGAGGAGGAGUAGCGACGUGGACGAGAAUAAUACGGCGGCUGUUUUUGUGCCGUUUGGUUAUGACGGUAUCAAGAAGAUUAAUCGAGAUAAUCAGAUCGAGGAAAGGGAAUUUAACGGCGUUUGCCACAAGAAGCCGAGGAGGAGUAGCGACGUGGACGAGAAUAAUACGGCGGCUGUUUUUGUGCCGUUUGGUUAUGACGGUGUUUGCCAAGAGAAGUGGAGGAUGAGUAGUGAUGUGAAUGAGAAUAAUACGGAUAUUGUUUUGCCGUUUGAUGAUGCGGUGGAUAUGGAGCAACUGUUGGCGGAUUUGCCUGAGUUGAGUCCGGAUUCGAUCGGUUUCGGUGAGUUGACUGACGAGGACUUUCGCAUAUUGGAUAAUUUCGAUUGGGAACAGAUGUCAGUUUUCGAUUGUUAG
This is a messenger RNA of Striga asiatica, 1044 nucleotides long. The record is from the annotation of a GenBank genome assembly. Lineage: Eukaryota; Viridiplantae; Streptophyta; Magnoliopsida; Lamiales; Orobanchaceae.